Messenger RNA from Cherax quadricarinatus, 1278 nucleotides. Lineage: Eukaryota; Metazoa; Arthropoda; Malacostraca; Decapoda; Parastacidae. The record is from RefSeq and is a predicted model, not a curated record.
GAUAAUAAUAAUGUAGACCUAAGACCUUAACAUAGGCAGUAAUAGGCCGACAAUGUAGGCAAACACUAGGUUAUAUUAGCCAGGGAGAACUGGCAGCCCAAGUUUGAAUGUUGGGGCACGGGUUUUGGGACCGCCGUGCUUUGCUUCUGAGAUCAGACACCGUCUGAGCAACAAGUGCCGUGAACAUUUGGGCGGUGCUCCACGUGUCUACACAUACUAGGCCCUGGGGAAAUUUAGUGGAGGCACCUAGAUGUAACGUAGAUGACCUCCUCCGUCAGGCCCAUACAACCGAACAUGAGGUCCUCCAUCAACUGCUGUUUGAUGGGUCUCACCAUCCUUCGACAUGAUCGUCACCACCACCUCGAUCCUCAUGUUUGGACUCACUGAGAUCGGCGAGUACACCAAGACCAUAACUUGGUACACAGAAGGCGUCUUCCAGCGCGUCACCCCGUUUGUUUUCCCCCUCGCUCUUAUAGCCCAGACUGGGUCAGUCUACCUCACAGUUACCGUGACGGUAGAGCGGUACGUCGUUGUCUGCUGGCCGCUACGAGCUCGCUCUCUAUGCACCUAUGGGCGUGCGAAAAUCUACGUUAUAAGCGUGGCUUUCUUCUCCAUUAUAUACAACAUUCCCAGGUUUUGGGAAGUUUCUUAUCAGGAAUGCUACAUGAACGGUGAAAAGUCCUCCUUCGUAGUAGCGUCAGAGUUACGACUAAAUCAAUAUUACAUUGAGAUCUACAUAAUGUGGAUGUACCUUAUUGUGAUGUAUCUGGUGCCCUUUCUCAGUCUUAUAGUCUUCAAUUUCUUCAUCUAUCAAAAGGUUCGUGCAGCCAACCUGGAGAGGCAGCACAUGAGUCGACUUCAGCAGAAAGAGAUCAGCUUGGCGGUGAUGCUGUUGGUGGUCGUGACGGUGUUCUUCGUCUGCAAUGUUCUCGCCUUUAUAAUCAACAUCUUGGAGCUGCUGAACAUUACCAUCGGCUUACUGACCAUGGCUAGUAACCUCCUAGUCACUAUCAACUCCUCUGUCAACUUCAUAAUCUACUGCAUCUUCAGUAAGAGGUUCCGAAAGCUUUUCUUGAAGAUGCUAUGCUCGGGUGUUUUGUCCAGGGUCAUGAGAAGGAAUGUGGCCAGGGGCUCGACAGCCUUCAGAAACAACAGCGCCUAUGGGGACUCCCGAAAGCUAUCCAGUAGCAGAACGACUCAAAUUUUCCGACUUUCAUCGAGACACGGAUCACAAUCAUCGGAUAGUGUCUGACACUUCAUAACAUCUACGACCACCAA